CGCAGUUAGUCGACAAUAAUCAAUUUGCCGGAAAGGAAGAAAAAAUGUCGCGAAAAUUGUUAAUUUUGUACGGAAGUGAGACGGGAACAGCUCAAGAUUUUGCUGAGCAAGUGUGGCGGGAGUCAAAGAGAUUCUUUUUCACCGGUCCAGUGCUUCCGAUGGAUGCCUACGACGUGAGAAACUUGGUGGAUGAGGAGCUCGUUGUUUUCGUUUGCUCCACAACUGGUCAAGGUGAGGAACCUGAGAAUAUGCGCGGGUUCUGGAAGUUCCUGCUGCGAAAGAAGCUCCCGGGGGACUCUCUGCAGAACAUGAGAUUUGCCGUGCUGGGAUUUGGAGACUCCAGCUAUGUCAAAUACAAUUUUGUGGCCAAAAAACUCCACAAGAGGUUACUUCAACUCGGUGGAGUUGCCCUGAUGGAAGUUGGGCUGUGUGAUGAUCAGCACGAUAUGGGACCAAGUGCCACAUACUUGCCGUGGCUUGAGAAGCUUUGGGAAAAGAUGCUGACGAUUAGUCCACUGCCAAAUGGCCAGGAAGCUCUUGAGGAGAGUCCGCGAGAAUUUCGUUGGGACGUUGAAGUUAUCGAUGAGGACAAGGAGAAUAAUUCAAGCGUCCGGAAGGAAACUGAGAAUAUCUAUGCGAAUAGCAGGGUAGCAAGAGGUGCUGAGAAUCCCACCGUGAGGCUGGUUCUGGAAGAAAAUCGACGAAUAACGCAUGAGCAGCAUUUCCAGGAUGUUCGGCUCAUUAGCUUCAAAAUGAUCAAUCCAAUUGCAUGGCGACCAGGUGAUGUACUUGUCCUGCGUCCAUGCAACGGAGAGGAUCGCGUCAAGGGGCUCUUCAGCCUCUUCCAGGAUCACAAUCUUCCCUUUCUCCCAGAAACAGUUCUGGAAAUCCGGGAAGUUGAUUCAGAAAUGCCAGUUCCUGACUUCCUGCAAGCUCCGAUCUCUCUAAGAUCUCUUGCAACGCAGUAUUGGGACCUCAAUGCAAUCCCACGUCCACGUGCCUUUGCUCUUUUGGCUAGAAAUUGCAAAAAUGAUCUAGAAAAGGAGAAAUUGCUCGAAUUGGCUUCACCAGCUGGCCAGGAGGAUCUCUUUGCCUAUGCCAAUCGUCCUCGUCGAACAAUUCUAGAGGUUCUUCAGGACUUUCCUCAUGCCACAUCACAACUCACACUGGAAAUCCUUAUGGAACUGUUCCAGCCCAUUAAGCCAAGAUCAUUCUCAAUUGCCUCCUGUCCGGAAGUUGGACGGCUACAGUUGCUAGUGGCUGUUGUGGAGUAUCGAAGUAUUUUAUCCACACCCCGGAGGGGUUUGUGCUCCACGUGGCUGAAGAAAUUACCCGUGGGAGAAAAAGUUAUCGGAUGGCUGAAGAAAGGAACGCUGAAAUUGCCAGCACAGCCUUCAAAACCUCUGGUGAUGGUGGGUCCAGGAACGGGAUUGGCGCCAUUCCGCAGUGUUCUGCUGCAGAAGGAAUCAAAAUACGUGGAUGAGGAAUCAGGGAGGUGUGUGCUGUUCUUUGGAUGCCGCAAUCGUCAGGGAGACUUUCACUGUGAAGAAGAACUCAAGAGGAUGGAAGGAAUUGGAGUGCUCAAACUCAUCACGGCUUUCUCCAGGGAUCAAGAGGAGAAAAUUUACGUCCAGCACAGGAUUAAGGAGAAUGGAGAUCUUCUGAGGACUCUUCUCAUAGAACAAGACGGUUAUUUCCUGGUAGCAGGAAGCUCCAAAAACAUGCCCCAGUCUGUCAAAGAGGCUCUAAAUGUGGUCAUUGGAGAGGAAAAUGUGCAGAAAAUGCUCACAACAGGACGAUAUCAGGAAGAAACGUGGUCUUAGAUUUUUCUUUUUGAAUAAAUUUAUUCGAGAAAA
Molecule: messenger RNA, 1856 nt
Organism: Lutzomyia longipalpis
Lineage: Eukaryota; Metazoa; Arthropoda; Insecta; Diptera; Psychodidae
Product: NADPH-dependent diflavin oxidoreductase 1
Exons: 3
Coding region: 45-1823 (592 amino acids)
Cellular component (GO): cytosol
Molecular function (GO): NADPH-hemoprotein reductase activity; FMN binding; flavin adenine dinucleotide binding
Source: RefSeq, a predicted model, not a curated record